Messenger RNA from Mercenaria mercenaria, 1644 nucleotides. RefSeq names its product probable Dol-P-Man:Man(7)GlcNAc(2)-PP-Dol alpha-1,6-mannosyltransferase. Gene Ontology annotation, cellular component: endoplasmic reticulum membrane. The coding region runs from base 164 to 1603 and encodes 479 amino acids. Gene Ontology annotation, molecular function: alpha-1,6-mannosyltransferase activity. NCBI's taxonomy places the organism in Eukaryota, Metazoa, Mollusca, Bivalvia, Venerida, Veneridae. Gene Ontology annotation, biological process: protein N-linked glycosylation. The transcript is spliced from 10 exons. The record is from RefSeq and is a predicted model, not a curated record.
AAAACAACAACAAAAAAAAAAACAUUUUAAAAGUCUAUUUUAGCAAGUGACGGAUCCCUACGCAUUCAUUUCAUAGAAGUGUUGCAAAAGUUGUCCCCCUUUAUUGUCAUAACGCCAUAUGUACCGGUAAGAUUUAGUAAUAAAAGACCAUUCCCAUUUAGGAAUGAUGGGUGUCCCUUGGAUAGAAUGUUUGGUCAGCGGUGCUGUAGUACUGCAUGUGAUUGUCUGUCCGUACACCAAAGUUGAGGAAUCAUUCAAUAUUCAGGCAAUACAUGAUGUUCUGCACCAUACCACUAAUAUCUCACAGUAUGAUCAUCUGCAGUUUCCUGGAGUUGUUCCGAGGACAUUUUUAGGACCUCUGGUUGUAGCCCUAUCUUCAGCGCCUGUUGUUGGUGUAAUGUCUGCAGUUAAUGUUCCUAAAAUAUUUGAACAGACUGUUGUGCGACUGUGUUUGGGUAAUGCUGUGUUGGUUGGUCUAUUGGCAUAUGCUGAUGCUGUGAAGAAGAUAUUUGGACGGAGAACAGCACAAAUUCUGUUGCUUAUAACUGCUUCACAGUUCCAUUUCUUGUUUUAUUGUUCUCGUCCAUUGCCGAACAUCUUUGCUCUUGUUCUAGUAUUAUUUGCCUUGAGAUCUUGGCUGAAACAACAACACAAGUCCUUCAUAUGGCUGUCAGGGGCAGCAAUUCUGAUUUUUCGUUCAGAGUUAUCCCUCUUUCUUGGAAUUUUGCUCUUAAUGGACAUUGUAAGGCAGCGAGUUUCUAUAGUAUCUCUCAUCACGACUGCAGUACCAGCAGCUGUUGUGUUACUAGUUACAACAGUUGUGGUAGAUUCUUACUUCUGGCAGCGUUACUUGUGGCCGGAAGGUGAAGUACUGUGGUAUAAUACAAUCCUCAACAAGAGCUCAAACUGGGGUACAUUGCCAUUCUUUUGGUAUUUUUACUCAGCUCUGCCUCGAGCUUUGUCUUUCAGCAUAUUUCUUGUGCCUCUAGGUCUGUACCUGUCCCCGAGGCUCGUGCAGCUGGUGCUUCCGGCCCUGAUAUUUGUGCUCCUGUAUUCAUUCUUACCACACAAGGAGUUGCGUUUCAUCAUCUACGUGAUACCUGUGUGUAAUACUGCAGUUGCUGAAACACUACACAAACUGUGGAUAAACAGAAAUAAAUCGUUAUUUAAGAAGUUGAUGGCAUUUGGUGCUGUGCUGCACAUAUGUGGAAACAUUUGCACGUCGGGAGUAUUCCUGUAUACAUCGUAUCUGAACUAUCCAGGUGGACAGGCAUUACAUAGAUUACAUCAGAUUGAAUCACCUAACUUAGAUGUUCAUGUACAUAUAGAUGUAGCUGCGGCUCAGACUGGGAUAACCAGAUUUGGUCAGAUGUAUCCAAACUGGAUUUAUAAUAAAACAGAGGACCUGGUACCAGGAGGGGAAGAGAUGAUGUCAUACUCCCAUAUUAUACUAGGAGACCCAGAGAAUCUAGAAUUUUAUAAAACUACACAUACUGUAUUAGACACUGUUGAUGGGUUUGAUGGUUUACACAUUGACAGAAACAAGCCACCAUUCCUGUUCUGGAAACAAAAACCAAAAAUGUGGAUACUGAAGAAAGUUUGAUGUGUGAAAUCUUUUGUUGAAAUAAAUAUUCCAAAUAUAUA